AUGUCUGAUGCAGAGCCAAUGAACGACCCGUAUCGCCACAUUCGUUUGCCCUCGACUGCCAGCACCGCUUCUACCGCGUCCAGUGGGUCUGAAUCGCUACAACUGUUACAUUCAGCUGCGUCGUACCCAUCCUUCGAUCUCUACCCCUUCCCCAACAUGUACGGCGCCAACCAGGCCGAGCAAUAUUUCCAGUCCAACUAUAUGCUCUCGCCCGAGACCUCGGCUAAGAUGGCUUCUCUUCUUCAGCCCAGGAAUACUACUGACAUAUUUUCUGCUUCUAGUCCCAACUGCUCGCAAAUCCCGAAGCUUCGGAUCGCGUGCUCCACUGGCCUCACGGGCUCUAGGACGAUGUGGUCUCACUGUGAACAAUGCGGCGCUAUCCAAAUGGUUGAAUCUGACUGA
Messenger RNA from Gloeophyllum trabeum ATCC 11539, 402 nucleotides. RefSeq lists its product as uncharacterized. The record is from RefSeq and is a predicted model, not a curated record. NCBI's taxonomy places the organism in Eukaryota, Fungi, Basidiomycota, Agaricomycetes, Gloeophyllales, Gloeophyllaceae. The transcript has 3 exons. Bases 1 to 402 code for a protein of 133 amino acids.